This is a messenger RNA of Anolis carolinensis (green anole), 7192 nucleotides long. RefSeq names its product transcription factor 3 (gene tcf3). Gene Ontology annotation, molecular function: DNA-binding transcription factor activity, RNA polymerase II-specific; protein dimerization activity; RNA polymerase II cis-regulatory region sequence-specific DNA binding. The record is from RefSeq and is a predicted model, not a curated record. The transcript is spliced from 20 exons. Gene Ontology annotation, biological process: regulation of transcription by RNA polymerase II. Lineage: Eukaryota; Metazoa; Chordata; Lepidosauria; Squamata; Anolidae. Gene Ontology annotation, cellular component: transcription regulator complex; chromatin. The coding region runs from base 1261 to 3279 and encodes 672 amino acids.
GUUUUUUCCUACAUUUUAACCUAACGUAAGAAAGCCUUUGCUCGCUCCUUUUUUCCCUCCCACCUUCGCGGGGGCGUGGCUCCGGCGGAGAGAUCCCCUUUCUGAGGAGGAGGCGAGGCCUUGCUGCGUGUCUUCGGCAAAGAGAGAGAGAGAAGAAGAAGAAGAAGAAGAAAAGCUGAGGAGAAGAAGAAGAAGAGAAAAAGAAGGAAAGAAAAAGAAGAAGAAGAAGAAGAGAUUAAAAAGAAAAACAAAAACACCAUGAGGGAAAACCAGCCCCGCCGCGCCUUUUAUUAAUCCUCGACGGCGAAGGAGAAACACAAAGAUGAUGAGGAGAAUUUGAGGGGCUUGUUUGUUCGCUUCCUGCGCCCGCCCGACGCUGGUUUUUUUUUUUCUCGUUUUUUUUUCCUCCCCGGAUGGAACGUUGAGAGUCCCAACGUUCCAAAGAACACGCCCCGGAUGGAACGUUGACGGGCCCAACGUUCCAAUUGGGAUCCUCUUGUGUUUAGAUAUUUUUUAUUAUUUUUUUCCCCAUAUUUUAUUAUUAUUAUUAUUAUUAGCAUUAUUUCUCUCCCUUUUUCUCCUUAUUCUUCACCAUUUUACUAUUUUUUUUUUAAUUUCUGUCCCAUUAUGAUUAGGAUUAAAUAAUAUUUCUUAUUUCCUUCCUGAUUUUCCUGAUCUUUCUAUGAUUAUUAUUAUUUCUGUCCCUUUAUGAUGAUGAUGAUGAUGAUUAAAUAAUAUUUUUAUUUUCUUCCUCUUUUUUCUGAUCCUUCUAUGAUUAUCAUUAUUAAAUAAUAUUUUUUAUUUCCUUCCUGAUUUUCCUGAUCCUUCUAUGAUUAUUAUUACUUCUGUCCCUUUAUUAUGAUUAUUAUUAUUAAAUAAUAUUUUUAUUUUCUUCCUCUUUUUUCUGAUCCUUCUAUGAUUAUUAUUAUUAAAUAAUAUUUUUAUUUUCUUCCUCUUUUUUCUGAUCCUUCAAUGAUUAUUAUUAUUAAAUAAUAUUUUUAUUUUCUUCCUCUUUUUUUCUUUCUAUGAAUAUUAUUAUUACAUAAUAUUAUUUUCUAUUAUUUUUUCUUCUGAUCCUUUUUUGUCCUCUCAUUUUUUAAAAAUAUUAUUAUUAUUAUUUGGUGUAUUAUUAUUAUUAUUUUUGGGGAGGCUAAUAACACUCAUCGGACCGCAGGGAGAACAAUAGGGACGCCGGGGAUGUGAGCCCCCCCCCUCCAGCACCCCAAAACCCACCCCAAGGCGUUCAAAUCCUUUGGGACGAUGAACCCGCAGCAGAGGAUGGCGGCCGCCGGGACGGACAAGGAGCUGAGCGACCUCUUGGACUUCAGCAUGAUGUUUCCGCUUCCUGUCGCAAAUGGAAAGAACAGACCCACGACUCUGGCCAGCACUCAGUUUGGAGGAUCAGCGGCCUUGGAAGAGCGGCCGGCCUCGGGGUCGUGGGCAUCGGGAGAUCAGAACAACUCGACUUUCGACCAAGUCAGGGGCUACGGCGAAGGCUCACACUACAGCGAGCUUCGGGACCUGCCAUCCCAUAAUAACAUAUCUUCGUCCUCAUUCCUGGGAUCCGGGAUCGUCGGGAAAGGCUCGGAAAGAGGCGCCUACGCAUUUGGAAGAGACGCGGGCAUGCCGGCUCUUAAUCAGCAACCUGGUUUCCUGCCCAGUGAAAUGGGGAUCGCAAGUCCCAGCACGCUGUCGCCGACGGGGGUGAAGGGCGGGUCGCAGUACUACCCGUACGGCAGCGGGAACCCUCGCCGGAGAGGCGCCGAGAGCAACAUCGACGGGCAGCCAAAAAAGGUCCGGAAGGUGCCUCCUGGACUUCCUUCUUCGGUGUAUCCACCCAACUCAGGUGAUGAAUAUAACAGGGAGACGGCCGGCUAUGCUCCUUCCAAAGCCCCCAGCACGGUCUACCCAGGAGCCUUCUACAUGCCAGAUGGGAUCCACAACUCGGCCGACCUGUGGACCUCCUCGGGGACCAUGGGGCAGUCCAACUACGGGGUCAUCCUGGGCGCUUCCUCCUCCCCGCUGCCCCAGUCGGGCAACUUCAGCGGACUUCACCAACACGAACGCAUGAAUUACCAGCUCCAUUCCGGAGAGGUCAACGGUGGGCUGCCGUCGGUGUCGGGCUUUUCUUCCACUUCCACCCAGUUCGGGGUCUCCAGCCACACGCCGCCCAUCGGAGGGACAGAGACCGCCGUGAUGGGGAACCGCGCGACUUCGGCCGGCAGUUCGGGAGACGCCCUCGGAAAAGCCUUGGCUUCGAUCUACUCCCCGGAUCACUCCAGCAAUAACUUCUCAUCCAACCCAUCCACACCGGUGGGCUCCCCUCAGGGAAUCACAGGUUCUUCGCAGUGGCCCCGGGCGGCUGGGCAGGGUGCUUUGUCCCCGAGUUACGAAGGGACCCUCCACACAUUGCAAAACAAGAUGGAGGACCACCUGGACGAGGCCAUCCACGUGCUGCGGAGCCACGCCGUGGGCCAAGGGAACAACCGCGAGAUCCACGACUUGCUGGCCUCCGCCUCGGCGCACAGCACUUCGGUCGGGAGCCUCGGCCAGUCCUUCCCUUCGGCCUCCGUUCUGCCCCUCGCCGGCCGGCACUCGAACCUGGUCGGAGGCGGCCACCCGGACGAUGCCCUCCCGAACAACCCCAGCCUCCUCCACAACCACGUUGCGCUCCCUGCCCAGGCGGGUUCGCUCCCGGACCUCAGUCGAGGCCAGUCUUCAGACGCCUUCAGCAGUCUGACGGCCGGUCUGGGCCGGGCCAGCGUCUCGUCGGGCACCAGCGAGAUCAAGCGGGAAGACAAGGAGGACGACGAGAACACGUCAGUGGCCGACAACUCAGAGGAGGAGAAGAAGGAGCUGAAGGGCUCGCGCAACCGAACCAGGUGCUCAGUGAACAGUCAAGACGAGGAUGAGGACGAUGACCUCCUUCCCCCAGAGCAAAAAGCCGAGCGGGAGAAAGAGAGGCGGGUGGCCAAUAACGCCCGCGAGCGCCUGCGCGUCCGCGACAUCAACGAGGCCUUUAAGGAGCUCGGGCGCAUGUGCCAGCUGCACCUUAACAGCGAAAAACCGCAGACCAAACUGCUAAUCCUACACCAGGCCGUCUCGGUCAUUCUCAAUCUGGAACAACAAGUCCGAGAGCGCAACCUGAACCCAAAGGCGGCCUGCUUGAAGCGCCGUGAGGAGGAGAAAGUGUCGGGCGUCGUGGGGGAUCCCCAGAUGGCCCUUUCGGCGUCGCAUCCAGGUCUCGGAGAUGGGCACAACCCCGUGGGACAUAUGUAGAGGACUGUCGCUUUUCUUCGCCAGGAAGCUGCCGUCUGUCAGAAGAAGGGAACGGACAACAAUUUCCCCUCCCUCCCGCCCGCCUGCCGCGUCCGCACCAGAAACUGUAGCUCUGUUUCAAUAUAGAUGUGCGGUAAACGGACAUUCCGUGCAUCUCGAAGGAACUUUUUUCUUCUCUUGGACGGAAAAAUGCAACAGCGUCGUUGAAUCGGAUUUCUUUUUUUUAAAAAAAAAAACAUCUGCAAAGAUUGCCUUAAAUGUAUAUUCUGGAACUGUCAGUACAUAUCCUUCAAUUUGCGGAACGGGGCGGUGCGGGGAAACCUCUUCAUUACAAGUGGCUUGUUCACAAAAAGGCCAGCAAAAAAAAUAUAUAUAUUGUGCCUACGCGUUUUAUUUUAUUAUUUUUUUCUCCCUUUUUCUUUUUUUUAAAAAAGAACAUUAGUUAACGAUAAUUUUUUUUUAAAGAAAAAAAUGUAGAACAAACAUAGUAAUGCCUUUUGGGUUUUUUUUUUUAAGAAAGCUUCUUUUGCAUAUAUGUUUUGUAAGCAACAAUGAAAAAAUAAUGUGUAAAAAAUGGAUUGAGUGAACGAGAGAAAGAAAGAGACUUGCAAUUUCCUUCUCCUUCCCCUGUGCUUUUUCCUUCUCCUCCUGCUGCUGUUUCUCUCAUUAAUAUUGCAUAUUAUUUUUUCAGUGAGUUCGACCUGAGAUAUUCAAAGUUUGUAUUAAGAGACUGGAUGUUUUUGGCAAGGAAGAAAGGAAACGAAUGGGGAGAGAGGCUCGUUUUUUUGGCUCCGACAAACUUCCAACACAGACCUUAGCAAUAGCCGCAUGGGGCUAGUUCACAUAAUAAUAAUCCAGAAUGGACUGGAAUCAUCUCUUUUUUUUUCUGGCCGCUUUGGAUGCUGCGGAGGGUUGCGGAGCUGCUCUAGGAACUUCGCGAUACGUGGUUCAUUUGUCUUUCUUCCUAAAGGAUGUCUGUCUCUCUCCGUGUGACUCUAAAAAGUCUUACUUGUUUGGCUUGAUGUCUCCUGUCUUCCCGUAAAAUAUAUGUGGGAAGAACAUCCCAAAUGAAGAUGGGCGGCUUCCCGAAAACAACAUAUAAAGACGUCCAGGACGAGGAGGAUACAGAAAUCGCCUUCAGAAGGCAAAGAGAUGGAUCGCGGGUCGUUUUCAUUAGAACGAAAGGACUGAACGCGAGGAUUGUGCUGAUAUGGCGAUCAUGCUUUUCCAGCAUUUUUUAUAGCUCUGUAUGUAAGUCCGCUGUCUGAAUGUCUUUUUGUAGACACUCGGCUUGCUCCCCUCGCCACACAGAGACAACGAUCUGUUGUGAAUGGAAGAAGGGACCUUGAUAGGAUUCGAUCCCUGUGGAGCAUUGGUGGCACCCCACAAUAUGAAGACAUAGGGCUUCUCCUCUCAUCCACACCCCAAAUUGCAAGUCUUGGAUUUCACACAUCCUCGAACGACACUUGUGUUGAGACAAGGCAUUGCCGUGGAGAGAAGGCUGUCGGAAACUGAGAUGUCACCACCAUAUCAACUUGGUGUUCUUUCUUCAUGUCUGGCCCUGACGUGGUCAAGAGUACUCAACGAAGACAAUGUCGGGUCAUAGCUGUGGAACAAGGGACUUGGAUGUUGACCUUACAAAUCAUCCAUGAUGCCAAGAUUGUAGAGUCAACACAACCUCCGCAGUUAUGAAGAACACCAAACAAGUACCUGAUUGCAGCUGCAGAAGAUCCUUCGAUUUUGUGGGCGGAGUGUCCCAGCUACAUUCAUCUGGCAGAUUGUAGCGUCAGCACCACAUUCGCAAUCUUCAAGGAACGGGAAGAAAAACUCAACGAGCAUCUGCAGAAGAUUUGAGGGGACUCCUUGAAUUUCAGGAGCUUUCUCUGAGUGACGCAAGGGAUCAGUUGACAGAGCUGGGAGACGUAGUUGCUGGGGAAUCAAAUCGAGAAAUCAGCGAAGUCCAUCGAUCACAGUAAUCACCACCACAAGGGAAAAACAAAAGCUGGAGAUCAAGAAUCCAUGGAAGACGCCCAAGUUGGACCAAAUCGGUCCAGCAAAACGAAGGAAGAUGCUCAUUGCUUCUUAUCUGAGGCCUCUUGACGUUCCACCGAAGAAGAUGAGCCCUCAAACUCAGGUUGAGGUGAGGACCCACUCCGUUGAUGUUCCUCAUGGUCCUAGAUUGGUCAUCCAAAGCCAAGGAAGAUGUCUGGCUGUGAGAUCAUCACGGCCUGAAAUGCGAAGAUGGACUCGUGUUUCCUUUUUUGAGUGGCGUUGACUCCGUUGACAUUCAUCGAAGAUCGGCCACCAGGACCCUCUCCUGUAUCUUCACGAUCCUGUGGCUGUGCCCUCGAUUUGUCCCAAUUGUUUUCUGGACCUGGAAGUCCGGCGAAGAUCCGUCUCAUGGAGAACAUGAUAUUGGCAUCUUGAGGAACGUUGAGAGUUUUGCAAGAACCUCAUUCGGAUGCAAGAAAAGGCACUCGUUUUCCUUGCCGUCGCCAUCAAGUCUCCGUCUCGUUCCAAAGCGGCUUCCGUUCAACUCUCCUUGAACCUUUUCACCAGCUCAAAAACAUACUUUUUUUUAGUUAUUUUUUUAAAAAAAAAUUGUGUGAAAAUGUCUCUUGUUUCGUCCACGGAUGGAAGGAAACCCCCCUUUCGAAGGGCGCGUCUACACUACAAGCCGUAAACCGGUUUCAUCCGUCUGCCAUUUUCCUCUCCCGCAAUCUCUCCCAAUAUACUUUCUGGUAUUCCUGCAUUUCGGCGACGGCUUCGAAGCCCCGUUCGUAAUCCAGGGAUGUUCGUAAUCCAGGGUUGUCCCAAAGGAUAUUUAUAUUGUUAUUAUUAUUUUGGUCAGGAAGGGAAGGCGGAGCUUUUGAGGAGACGACAAAGGGACAAACAGCCAAACAAACAAACAAACAAAUGAAACACACAAUAAUAACAAUAAAAGAAGUCUUAGGAAAAUAAAUUUUCCGGAAAACGUAAAAAGAAGGGAUCAAACGACACAGAGAACAAACAAUGCAACUUGAUUCCUGCUGAGAUAUAUUUUUUUAGGCGGGGAGGGUGUGUAUUUUUUUAGCCCUCUCGAACGAUUUUGAGGGUUUUCUUUUUUUGGGGUUAUUGUUGUCAUUAAGGGGUUUUUUUAUAAUUUUUUAAAAAACUAAAUGAGUAAAAACGAGUCCUUUGUCGGAAGACAUGGAAGGAGGGAGACUCCAAUCCAGCUCUGGUUCAUAAAGCGUUUAGACGACGACGCCAUGUCAAACCCAGCUGUUCCGGAACUGGCUUGAAAAUCCUCGUUGUGAAAUCAGAUGACACAUUUAUAGUUUUGAAAGAUAUAUAUAUAGUAUAAAUAUAUAUAUAUAAAAGUAUAAAUAUUAAAAAAAACAAAUAUGCCUAACCCUGAUUUUUACGUACGACAAAAAAAAAAUAAUGCUUAUUUGGGAUGGCGGGAGGGACGUUUUCUUUCCUCUUUUGUUUUUUUUGAAUUAUUUGAACCUAAUCACAAUUUUACGGGGAGGUUCAAAUGGUGUUUUCCGAGUGCCUCAAGAUACGGAUUGUGUUCGUUUUUUUAAAUAAAAAACAAAACAAAAUAAAAUAAUUUUAUACAAGCGUCAAGAAAAGAAAAUUUAGAGAGAGAGAGAAAAAAACCACACACCGCUGGCUGGAUUAUUUGGAAAUUUUUAAAUAAUCCUUAACUUUUUUUAAAUAAAUAAGAAUAAUAAAUAAAAAAAAGAAGUAGACUUUGGAGAACUGUCCUGUAUAUAACAGUACUGUAGCAAUAAAUGUGACAUUUUUAUAACAAGGCAAUGACCUGUUUUUGUUUUCUCCCCUUUCUCCCCAUUCUCUUGUCUUUCAGAUGUUGUAUACCUAUCAAUGACAAAAAAGUUGUAAUAAAGGUUUUACCUUGUACUAAAUUGGA